Molecule: messenger RNA, 2292 nt
Organism: Chara braunii
Lineage: Eukaryota; Viridiplantae; Streptophyta; Charophyceae; Charales; Characeae
Source: the annotation of a GenBank genome assembly
CAUCUGAGAACCCACUUCCUGAAGAAGUGCAGCCUGGACCUCCUGACUAGACYGUUGUCCGUGGAGGAGAGGGCGAGAAGGGCGGAGGGGAUUCGCAUGGGGAAGGCCCUCGCAGAGCUCAUUGACAGGGGGGAGAAGAGUUCUACGCCGACGAGCAACCUGCCAUCUGCCAGCAGUCUAGUCACCGGAGCGAUGGGUGCAUGUAGUGGAGCGGCUGAUGCUGGCAGUGUACCAUUGCGGGUGGCGACUUUUGGGGAGUGCGGCCGUGCAGCGCCCCAAACAGGUCGACCAAUGAGGCAGACGCUUAUCGAGGAUGCGGACAGCAUCAUUACUCGUAAUGAACACACGAGCCUCUUCCUCGAUAACUUCCUGUUCUGCAUGAACCAACCCUUCAAUCUCGUUGACAACGAGUACUUCCUCGAGUUCAUCGACGCUGUCAAGAAGGCACAUCCAUCAUGGCUGCCAUACCACAGGGAUGACGCACGGACGAGGAGGCUGGACAGCACGUUUGGAAGGACGAGAGCAGACGUGACCGCCAUGACCAUGAAGUGGCAGGUCAAGGGCUGCAUGCUUCAGAUGGACGGUUGGUCUGAUAGACGCAACCGCCCCCAUCUGAAUGUGAUGGUGUCGUCCCCGAUCGGGACUGUCUUUUGGAAAUCAGUGUGCAUGGAGGGGAAAGACAAAGACUCGGCGGCGUAUUUCAAGAUCCUUGAUGGAGUGAUCAAGGAGAUCGGGUCAAACGCAGUGGUUGGCGUUGUCAUGGACAACGCAAGAGUGUGUGUGAAGGCGGGUAAGAUGGUGGAGGCCGCUUACCCUCAGAUUUUUCGUGUCGGCUGCACAGCGCAUGCCCUCGAUUUAGCACUCGAGGACAUGUACAAGCAGCUCGGUUGGCUGGCCGUGGUCGUCGACGCCGGCAAUGUAGUCGGCAAAUUCUUCACGAACGUGGACAAGGCGAGGGCUAUGUUCGACAAAUUCUCGCCGAAUUUGAAGUUGAAGCGUCCGGCGGUCACGCGAUUUGCCACGAGUCACGACAGGCUGGCUUCGUUGAAGAGAGGGAGGAAUGCACUCGAGAAGUGCGUCUGCGACACAGCGUGGGUGGACAAGAUGGUGAGGGCGGAUCAGCUCGCCGCUUUCUGUGAGGUCACCUCCAUUGUGCUGGGAAGGGACGGGUUUUGGGACAAGGUGGAGAAGGCCCUCGCAGUGAUGUCUCCUGUUGUGGAGCUGUUGCGCCUGGUGCAACAAUGUCGAAGACGGCGCAUGAAGCUCAUGCCGGAGAGACUGUCAAAACUGGUGUUCAACAACUGGAACACCCAAUUGAUCCGGAGUUACAUCCGCGGCGGUAAGGAGGAGGUCCACAUCCCUUGGGAGGAUGACCCACCGGUGCAGGCGAAAGUUGAGGAGUGGUACAACACGUGGGUGGCGACGGCGGUGUCCAAUGACAAUGACGCAGCAGACACGCUCGAUGACGCGGAGGUGGGAGAGGAGGAUGGGGACGAGCCACUCAUGCGAACUUGGCUGCGAAAUGGCGAGUGGGAUGACCAAGAGUGUGAGACGGAGGACAUAGCCCUCGUGGGCUCGAGGGAAAAGGACUGGCACGAGUGCACAAAACCCGGCCGCUACAGGGAACGCGAGCUGCGGAGGAAAUCAGGCAAUUCGCAGCCCUUACCGUCGUUGUUGUACACGGAAGAGGAACGGGCGCAGUUGUUGAAGGCACGGGCUGCCGGAACAUGGUUGCACGGUGCAGGGGAAGCGUCCGGCAACAGAAAACAUGGAAAAAAGAGAGCGCAACGCGAGGAAGUGGAGGAGGUGGUUCCGGUGGCAAAGGGGAGACGUGCGGACGGAGAGCCGAAACGCAAGAGGGGCCGACCCUCAAACGCGGAGAUGGCAGAAAGAAAAGCCCAGAAAGCGGAAGCAAUCGCUGCAAAGGCAGCUGCAGCAGCAGCAGCAGUGAGAAGUGCGGCAGCCAGAAAAGGAAGGAAGAAAAAGGCGCGGAGCAAUGUCAUCGACGAUGACGAAAGCGGCCAUGAUGCGGCGGCAGCAGAUGACAAUGAGGCAGCAGCAGCAAGCGACGAGGCGGCAGCAGCACCGUCGUCAGCAUCCUCAUCUUCCUCGUCGGACGAUGAGGAUGCAAGUGGGAGUGGGGCGGAGUCCAUGGAACACGGCGAAGGAGACGGGGACGGCACGGGUGAUAGUUCAGAGGGUAGCGAGGGGCAAUCCGGGGAGGAAGAGGAAGGAGACGGCAGGGAGGAGUAGGAGAGAGCAUCAGAGCUCACUCCUGCAAACUUUGAAAGU